AAAGGUUGCCAAAAGAAAAGAACUUUCCCUUCCUUUUGUAGAAAAGUAAAUCCUAUUCUGCAUUGGAUAAACAAAGAAUAAUAAGCAUACCACAUCAAUUCCUUCUUUGAUGUCUUUCUUCACGUGAAGUAAACUUGAUGCCUAAUUAACAGUAACCAAAUACUCAAGAAUCGAAUUUGGAAAAUGACCAAAAAUAAAAACACUACUCUUAUUUAUAUCCCUUGUCUCCCUCAGUUCAAAGAAUUCCAAACUUGUGCAUUUUGCUAUUGAAACUAUCAAACAAACAUGGAUCAAAAGAUUGAGCAUUUCAGCCAUGUGCACCCAUUGCUAUUGAAAGAGGAUCACAAGAAUGAAGAUGAUGGGGUGAAACUAGUUUCUUGCUCAGCCUGUGAGAACCAGAUUUCAGGGUACUUUUGUGAUGCAUGCAGAGGAACCUUCAACAAUGGAUUUGUCUACCAUUGCUCUCUUUGCACCUAUGAUCUUGACAUAUCAUGUGCUUCUACAUGGCACCCUGAUGAUGGCCAUGUUCAUGCCUUCAUUUCCUUGAAUAGUUUGCAGCCAUUUGUUUGUUAUGCUUGUGGAGACGAGGCUGGCGAGGGCUCGGCCUCCUUUUGCACUGCUUGCCAGAUUUGGGUUCAUUGCAGCUGUGCUGAAUUGCCUCAUACCAUCAUAAAACAUUUCCAUCAUCAUCCUUUGCAGCUCACCUAUUCGCUUAAUCGUGUUUACGGAUUCAGGGAUGACAUAACUUGUGGUGUAUGUCAUGGAACAAUGAGUUCAGGAUUUGCAGGUUAUUAUUGUUCAGAUUGCAGAUUUCCAAUGCAUUUGAAGUGUCCAGCAAAACAAGAAGAGGAUUUUGAGUCUGAUACUGAGGAAGAAAAGGAUCAUGAAGAUGAGACGCUUGCUCUUGAUAAGGACAAAGAAUCCAAUGUUGAUUUUGGACAUAACCAUUUGUUAACAUUGAUAGAGGAACUGGGUUUGGAAUUUGCUGAUAAACUCUGUGAUGGGUGUGUACAAGCCAUCACUGCACCACCAUUGUAUUCUUGUUCAGAGAAUUGUGGUUUCCUUCUUCAUAAGAGCUGUGCUGAUUUGCCUAGAACGAAGCAGCACCGGUUUCAUCCUCAUCCUUUGACUCUUCAUUCUAAGGCACCUUCUUAUGAUGGCAUUUAUAGGUGUGAUAGCUGCAAAUCAUUGAGCAAUGGCUUCGUGUAUCGCUGCGACGAGUGUCAGUUCGACCUUGAUGUUCGUUGUGGCACCCUUGAGGACAAAGUUAAGCAUGAAAGCCAUAAGCAUCCUCUUUCCGUAGAGAAGACAAACAUUGCAAGGGAAUGCAAAUGUUGUCACUCUCCAUCAAAAUAUGUGCUUGUAUGUGAUGUUUGUGAUGAUUUUGCCAUUGAUUGUGGGUGUGCUAAUCUACCCUCUAAGAUUUGGAACAUGUGUGACAAACAUGUUCUGAAUCUAAUCUACUAUGGUCAAGGUAAAUUGAUAGAAUGCAAUAACUGUGGCAUUUGCAGAGAAAAAAUAUCUCCAAAGAAAUGGUGGUACUAUUGUGAAGAAUGUGAUUUUGGUGCUCAUCCUUCUUGUGUAGUUGACAAGUCUUUUAGUAGUGUCAAAUUUGGAGGCACUUUCCAAUAUGAUGCACACUCUCACCCGCUUGCAUUGGUUGAAGAAACUGGGAAGCACCCUCCUCCUCCAUGUGAAGCUUGUGGUGAAGGCUGCAAAGGUUGGACACUUGAAUGUGAGCAAUGCAAAUGCUACUUCCACAGAGAGGGGAAAUGUUUCUGGGAGCAGCUUAAGAAGAGUUCACAGUACUCGACACUGUCUAGAACGAUGAGGCAUAAAUUUGCAGCAAAUGUGUUGGCUGCCACUCCCAAUGUAACUGAUAAAUGAGAGACUAAUAAUUUCAAAUGAUUUAGCUUUUAUUCCUAUCCUAUAGUAUUCUGUGUAUUAUGUGUGAUUAAACUAUAUACAUAAAUUCUUUAUUUAUAAUGAUCAAUACCUUGUUCGUGCAACUCUUUAUGCAUUAAUAUUUGUUCAUGUACAUAUUGUUAAAAUAAGUGUUAUUAAAUGAGUUCCGCCAAUUACUUUUUCCAUUGUUAACCAUUACUAAAAAUUUUGCAAUUUGCAUCCAUAUAUUUCUGUUUAGCUUUGGCAGGGAAUAAAGUACUGCUAAAAAUCAACUAUCAACUAUAAACUAUUCCCUAAUAAAAAUCAUACUUGCAUCCCUUCCCCAGUAAACAAACAAUGAACUUUGAUGUGUAUCCUCUGCAAUAAACCAUUA
Messenger RNA from Arachis ipaensis, 2278 nucleotides. RefSeq lists its product as uncharacterized. NCBI's taxonomy places the organism in Eukaryota, Viridiplantae, Streptophyta, Magnoliopsida, Fabales, Fabaceae. The record is from RefSeq and is a predicted model, not a curated record.